AUGGACGACUAUAUGGAAACACUGAAGGAUGAGGAGGACGCCUUGUGGGAGAAUGUGGAGUGCAACCGACACAUGCUGAGUCGCUAUAUCAACCCAGCCAAGCUCACCCCCUACCUGCGCCAGUGCAAGGUCAUUGACGAACAAGAUGAAGAUGAGGUGCUUAACGCUCCCAUGCUGCCGUCCAAGAUCAACCGGGCAGGCCGACUGCUGGACAUUCUACAUACGAAGGGACAGAGGGGCUAUGUGGCCUUCUUGGAGAGUCUGGAAUUUUACUACCCAGAAUUGUACAAACUGGUGACUGGAAAGGAACCCACUCGUAGAUUCUCCACCAUUGUGGUGGAGGAGGGCCACGAGGGCCUCACGCACUUCCUGAUGAACGAGGUCAUCAAGCUGCAGCAGCAGGUGAAGGCCAAGGACCUGCAGCGGUGCGAGCUGCUGGCCAAGUCGCGACAGCUGGAGGACGAGAAGCAGCAGCUGACGCUGACCCAGGUGGAGCUGCUGACCUUCCAGGGCCGGUACUACAAGAUGAAGGAGGAGCGGGACAGCUACAACGACGAGCUGGUCAAGGUGAAGGACGACAACUACAACUUGGCCAUGCGCUACGCCCAGCUCAGCGAGGAGAAAAACAUGGCGGUCAUGCGGAGCCGAGACCUCCAGCUCGAGAUCGACCAGCUCAAGCACCGGUUGAACAGGAUGGAGGAGGAGUGCAAGCUGGAGAGGAAUCAGUCGCUGAAACUGAAGAACGACAUCGAGAGCCGGCCCAGGAAGGAGCAGGUCCUGGAGCUGGAACGGGAGAAUGAGAUGCUGAAGACCAAAAUCCAGGAGCUGCAGUCCGUGAUUCAGGCCGGGAAGCGCAGCCUGCCAGACUCGGACAAGGCCAUCCUGGACAUCCUGGAACAUGACCGCAGGGAGGCCCUGGAGGACCGGCAGGAACUCGUCAACAAGAUCUACAACCUGCAGGAGGAGGUCCGCCGGGCGGAGGAGCUGAGGGACAAGUACCUAGAGGAGAAGGAGGACCUGGAGCUGAAGUGCUCGACCCUGGGGAAGGACUGUGAGAUGUACAAGCACCGCAUGAACACCGUCAUGCUGCAGCUGGACGAGGUGGAGCGGGAACGGGACCAGGCCUUCCAUUCCCGGGACGAAGCACAGACCCAGUACUCCCAGUGCUUAAUCGAAAAGGACAAGUACAGGAAACAGAUCCGCGAGCUGGAGGAGAAGAACGACGAGAUGAGGAUUGAGAUGGUCCGGCGGGAAGCCUGCAUCGUGAACCUGGAGAGCAAACUCCGGCGCCUCUCCAAGGACAGCGGCAGCCUCGAGCAGAGUCUGCCCAGGAACCUCCCAGUGACCAUCAUCUCUCAGAGCUUUGGGGACACCAGCCCCAGGACCAACGGUCAGGAGGCCGACGAUUCUUCAGCCUCAGAGGAUUCGCCAGAGGACAACCGCUACUUCCUGCCCUACCACCCGCCCAAACGCAGGAUGAACCUGAAGGGUAUCCAGCUGCAGAGAGCCAAAUCCCCCAUCAGCCUGAAGCGAACAUCAGAUUUUCAAGGGAGGGGGCGCGAAGAAGAUGUCACAGACGCCAGCCCCAGCUCCUGCAGGUCGCUGCCCGUCGCCGCCUCCUUCUCCAAGACGCCCCACCGAAGCCGUUCCAGCAUCAUGUCAAUCAUGGCCGAGCCCCCAGGAAACGACUCCAUCGUCAGACGCUGUAAGGAAGACGCGCCUCAUCGGAGCACAGUUGAAGAAGACAAUGACAGCGGUGGCUUCGAUGCCUUAGACCUUGACGAUGACAGUCACGAUCGGUGCUCCUUUGGACCCCCCUCCAUCCACUCCUCCUCCUCCUCCCACCAGUCUGAGGGCCUGGACGCCUAUGACUUGGAGCAGGUCAACCUCAUGUUUAGGAAGUUCUCUCUGGAAAGACCCUUCCGGCCGUCGGUCACGUCCGUGGGGCACGUGCGCGGCCCCGGGCCCUCGGUGCAGCACGCCACGCUGAGCGGCGACGGCCUCGUCUCCCAGCUCUCGCUGCUCGGGGGCAACGCGAGCGGCAGCUUCGUCCACUCGGUCAAGCCGGGCUCCCUGGCUGAGAAGGCCGGCCUCCGCGAGGGCCACCAGCUGCUGCUGCUAGAAGGCUGCGUCAAAGGCCAGAAGCAGAGCGUCCCCUUGGAGACGUGCACGAAGGAGGAGGCGCACUGGACCAUCCAGAGGUGCAGCGGCCCCGUCACACUGCACUACAAGGUCAACCAGGAAGGGUACCGGAAGCUGCUGAAGGACACGGAGGAGGGCCUGGUCACGUCGGGGGACUCCUUCUACAUCCGGCUCAACCUGAACAUCUCCAGCCAGCUGGACGCCUGUUCCAUGUCCCUGAAGUGCGAUGACGUCGUGCACGUCCGCGACACCAUGUACCAGGACAGGCACGAGUGGCUGUGUGCGCGGGUCGACCCCUUCACGGACCACGACCUGGACGUGGGCACCAUCCCCAGCUACAGCCGAGCCCAGCAGCUCCUCCUGGUCAAGCUGCAGCGCCUGAUGCACCGGGGCAGCCGGGAGGAGGUGGACACGACCCACCACACCCUGAGGACCCUCCGGAACACCCUGCAGCCCGAAGACCCACUUCCCGCUGCGGACCCCCGGGUCAGCCCUCGCCUCUCACGAGCGAGUUUCCUUUUCGGCCAGCUCCUUCAGUUCGUCAGCAGGUCCGAGAACAAGUACAAGCGGAUGAACAGCCACGAGCGCGUGCGCAUUGUCUCGGGGAGCCCGCGGGGGACCCUGGCCCGGUCCUCGCUGGACGCCGCGAAGCUCCUGACCGAGAAGCAGGAAGAGCUGGACCCCGAGAGCGAGCUCGGCAGGAACCUCAGCCUGAUCCCCUACAGCCUGGUGCGCGCCUUCUACUGUGAGCGCCGCCGGCCCGUCCUCUUCACGCCCACCAUGCUGGCCAAGGCGCUGGUCCAGAAGCUGCUCAACUCAGGGGGCGCGAUGGAGUUCACCACGUGCAGGCCCGACGUUGUCACGAGAGACGAGUUCCUCAGAAAGCAGAAGACGGAGACUAUCAUCUACUCCCGAGAGAAGAACCCCAACUCCUUUGAAUGUGUCGUUCCCGCCCACAUCGAGGCUGUGGCGGCCAAGAACAAGCACUGCCUGCUGGAGGCGGGGAUCGGCUGCGCCAGGGACCUGAUCAAGUCCCGCAUCUACCCCAUCGUGCUCUUCGUCCGGGUGUCGGAGAAGAACAUCAAGAAGUUCAGGAAGAUGCUGGCCCGGCCGGAGACCGAGGAGGAGUUCCUGCGCCUGUGCCGGCUGAAGGAGAAGGAGCUGGAGGCCCUGCCGUGCCUCUACGCCAGCGUGGAGGCGGACAUGUGGGGCAGCGUGGAGGAGCUGCUCCGCGUCAUUAAAGACAAGAUCGGGGACGAGCAACGCAAGACCGUCUGGGUGGACGAGGACCAGCUGUGA
Messenger RNA from Kogia breviceps (pygmy sperm whale), 3441 nucleotides. It is a transcript of the gene CARD11, whose product is annotated as caspase recruitment domain family member 11. The record is from RefSeq and is a predicted model, not a curated record. Gene Ontology annotation, molecular function: CARD domain binding. Gene Ontology annotation, biological process: regulation of apoptotic process; positive regulation of canonical NF-kappaB signal transduction. Gene Ontology annotation, cellular component: cytoplasm. NCBI's taxonomy places the organism in Eukaryota, Metazoa, Chordata, Mammalia, Artiodactyla, Physeteridae.